GUUGGUGAAAGACAUGAAAGAGGAGGAAACAGCAGCUGAGAUGAAUGGUGAAACUAAAGUGAAAGUAAAAGAAGAGGUGAAAGCAGAAAGCGAAGUCGAACCUACACUGGAAGUAAACACAGACACACAACAGGAGGAAGCGGACCUUAACAUGGAAACUGAUAGAAGAAAAGAGGACAUGGAAAUGAGAGUGCCCGCAUCACCACCCAAGUCACCGAACCAUUCCAGUAAUACGCCCCUAAACCAUCAGUACGUCCGCCUGGGUCCCUACAGAAAUGUGAGAUUUGAGGCGAUGACACAGGCAUCAGAUGAUGAGGAUGUGCCCUCAACAUCCCGAUCCCCCAGAGGUAGAGCAUCUGCCAUGGGCCGUGGACAUGGAGUGCAUGGUUCUCAGCAUAGCCCUGGAGGUAGACGAAAUUGGGAGGAUCAUCUCAGUCAAGAGGACUUAAUGAAAGUCAGAGAUUUACGCAUGCAGAGGAUUCUAUAUGGACGUGGUCAGAUAAACAACUUGAACCUCAGCCAGGCACACGAAGUGUUGGAGCAGUGUUUGACUCUGCACCCAAGUUUGAUUUUUGAAGUCUUAAACAAGUGGCACGGACCUUCUGCCCGUCCAACUCUUGGGCCUGUUUUCACGGGCCAGCCAUGUUGGUGUGUCUGUGGUAGAUGCCGAGAGAUGCCGACAUUGGUGGAGAGGAAAUGCUGCAGAGAGCCACCAGCGACUUGCAUUUCACGGGUUCCGGAAAUGGAGGCAUACGUUCUAGACGAGGGAGGUCUGUCCUUGGCUCGGGUGCUAUGGAACAAACUGAGUCCCGUGGCGGACCCUCAGGAUGAUGCAGAGUACGCCAGGCAGUAUAGGCAUGCGGCGUACAGGCAGUUUGUUGCAUGGAGGUGCGGGACUCUGGGUGCAGGACAAACAGUGGUCGUCAUUCCCAGUUGUUGUGUGUGGGCCAUUCGUGACCACUUUCCAGACCCACAUGGGCAGUAUGACGGUUUCAUACUAAGGAGGGCGUAGUUGCUACUACUACUUUGAAUUUUUUUAGAUAGUUUUAAAUGUUGUGUAAUACUGUACUGUAUGUGUGAGUUUUUGUUGGGUUUCAUCUCAAUUGAAUAAUAGUUUACAUUUCAUAUGACGGUUAGUUGCUAAUAUAAAAUUUAUAAUAUUGCUAAUGACUCAUAUGACAACAUGAUCUCCAAUUUUUCCGUGCUCCUGGACACGGAUGUUAAGGACACAAAAUCUGUGUCGAGGAGCACGGAUUUUGCCAAAAUUCCGUGCUCCUGGACACGGAAUUGUUUUCCGUGCUCCUGGACACGGAAUUGUUUGAAGUGCUUUCUAUAGGCUAUUUCCGCAGUCUUGUGUUUUCUCAGGAUUUUUCUAAUUUCAAAUAUGAUGUGCAAUUCUGUAUAACUAUAGUUUUGCUAACAUUAUUAUAAUGCUAAUUAUCUCAAUAUUUUUAUUCCUGUUAUUAUUCCUAAU
Molecule: messenger RNA, 1474 nt
Organism: Engraulis encrasicolus (European anchovy)
Lineage: Eukaryota; Metazoa; Chordata; Actinopteri; Clupeiformes; Engraulidae
Exons: 3
Coding region: 14-1012 (332 amino acids)
Source: RefSeq, a predicted model, not a curated record